Prunus armeniaca (apricot) is the source of this 816-nucleotide messenger RNA. The record is from the annotation of a GenBank genome assembly. Lineage: Eukaryota; Viridiplantae; Streptophyta; Magnoliopsida; Rosales; Rosaceae.
AUGAUUCUCUUGCAGUCCCAUUCAAGAUUUCUCCUUGACAACUUGCUCAAUCGCCUCCAAAACAUCGAAAAAGCAGUGGAGGCGGACUACCACUGGGCCGAAUUCGAUGACGUUCGGUACCAUAUUCAGGUGACGAUGAAGAACCCACAUAUCUUGUUACUUUCUGUAUCGUUGCCCACUCCACCUCAAGAAACCGUGUUCUUGGGUGGGCUUCCGUCUGGAGCUAUAGAGGCUAUAAAGGCUGCAUAUGGUGCGGUUGUUCAAAUUCUUGACCCCCCAAGAGAUGGGUUUAAUCUCACAUUGAAGCUCAAUCUCUCUAAACUCCCUCCAGAUGAAGAGUACAAACAUGCUCUUUUGGUAAAGAUUGCAUCUGUAAGAGAAGUGGUGCUAGGCGCUCCAUUGAGAGGAAUUCUGAAGAAGCUUACUUCAAGGACUGUUGCUUCCAAUACUGAUGGGCUUGUUGCUCUUGUGCAUCGGCCAAACGAGUCCUUUUUCCUUAUUCCUCAGGCUGAGAAAGUGACGGUAAUAUUCCCUAUGAGAUUCAAGGACUCUAUUGAUAUUGUUCUUGCAACUUCCUUCCUGCAGGAAUUUGUGGAAGCAAGACGCAUGGCUGGACUUAAUACUGCCCCUCAUUGUUUGUGGUCUCCUACCCCUCCGUUAGAACUAAAGGAAGCUCCUGCUGAAGCACUAUCUGCCAAUGCAGGAUUUGUCACUUUUGUUAUUUUCCCUCGUCACGUGGAAGGCAAGAAACUGGAUCGAACAGUUUGCAGUUUAUCAACUUUUCAUGCUUAUGUUAGUUAUCAUGUUAAGGUGUGA